UUGAGUUUAAUAUCAGUUGGAUUGAAAUACAAACUGAUGCAGAAUAAGCUCCGCAAGUGAGGUGAGGGGGGCGUGAUUGCGCGGGGAGGAGGCCUGCAGGCGGGGAGCUUCUGCCGUCAGUCCUGGGACUCGGCGGGCGACAUGGAGAUGUUGCGUCGCUCCUCCGUGUUCGCUGCCGAGGUCUUCGACCGCUCGCCCACCGACAAAGAGCUGGUGUCCCAAGCGAAAGCGCUGUGCCGCGACUAUAUCCACUCCAGGCUGCACCGCGCCGGAGUCGGGUGGUCCAAACCCGAGCAUGGACUGGCCGCGUCAGGUGGGACGCUGGGGGAGGUGUCGUCGGUUCUCCUGUGGUUGGGUGAUGAGCUGGAGUACCUGCGGCCCAACGUGUACCGAAAUGUUGCAAGGCAGCUCAACAUCACAGUGGCGUCAGAGAGUGUUGUGUCUGACGCUUUCCUUGCUGUUGCUGCUGACAUUUUCUCCACAGGUGUCACAUGGGGAAAAGUGGUCUCUUUAUAUGCUGUAGCGGGAGCUCUGGCUGUUGACUGUGUCCGCCAUGGACAUCCAGCCAUGGUGCACACCAUCGUCGACUGCAUGGGGGAGUUUGUCCGCAAGAGUCUGAGCUCCUGGUUGAAAAGGAGAGGUGGCUGGGGUGAUGUGACUAAAUGUGUUAUCAACACUGACCCCAGCUUCUACUCCCACUGGCUCGUGUCGUCUCUGCUAACGUUUGGACACUGUGUGAAAGCUGUCGUGCUUUACCUCCUCAGGGAGAAGUGAAAGCAGCACAAUGGAUUCUGCAG
Molecule: messenger RNA, 797 nt
Organism: Synchiropus splendidus (mandarinfish)
Lineage: Eukaryota; Metazoa; Chordata; Actinopteri; Syngnathiformes; Callionymidae
Gene: boka
Product: BCL2 family apoptosis regulator BOK a
Exons: 4
Coding region: 142-774 (210 amino acids)
Biological process (GO): extrinsic apoptotic signaling pathway in absence of ligand; regulation of apoptotic process; intrinsic apoptotic signaling pathway in response to DNA damage
Cellular component (GO): mitochondrial outer membrane
Molecular function (GO): protein homodimerization activity; protein heterodimerization activity
Source: RefSeq, a predicted model, not a curated record